CUUUCGCUGCACUUCCUGUUCUUCUUCGUCUUCGACUUCGAUUAGUUAGGGUUUUUGAGCACGAAGCUUUCCCUCAAAUCUCAACAAUGGAGGCCACCAAGGAACAAGGAGCUGGCUUACUGCACCACAUCCUCCCUCCGCGCCUCGAAGACGCUGGCCUCGAAGACUGCGCGCUCCCAGCGGACUCCAUCAAAGAAGCCUUCCUCAAAGCCGCAACGGCCGUUAAGUCACGAUCCACCUCGAUCUUCACCGCCGACGAAGACGAAGAAGCUUUUGAGGAUUGUAUCAGUGACCCAUGGCCUGACCUAAAGGUUCCCGCUGACGAGGUGAUCGGAGCUGGGCCUGAGACGCGGUCGCCGGCACCGUGUGGCGGCGAUAAGGGUCGGUCGGUGGAGGUCGGUGGAGAUGAAGUGGUGGUGGGUGGUGAGGAGGUGAAAGGGGAUAAGGUGAUUGUGGGAGGUGAAGAUGUGAGAGAGGGUGGUGAUAGGGCUUGUGUGGAUGGGUUGGCUGGGUUGGAAAUUGGAGGGAAGAAGAACAGUAAGGUGAGGAAUGGUGAUGGUGAAGGACCAAUUUUGGUUGGAGGUUAUGUUUGAAACCCUAAUUAGAUUUUACAUUUACUAGUUUUGUUUUGAUUUUAUUUUUGGGGUUUGUGUUAACUUCAUGCUGUUUGUGCUUGUAUUGUAUAGUGUAAUGACAAAUUGACAAUGUGAAGAUUGAGGUAAAAUACACAAGCUUUGUUGCAA
This is a messenger RNA of Prunus persica (peach), 743 nucleotides long. RefSeq lists its product as uncharacterized. The transcript has a single exon. The record is from RefSeq and is a predicted model, not a curated record. Lineage: Eukaryota; Viridiplantae; Streptophyta; Magnoliopsida; Rosales; Rosaceae. Bases 87 to 593 code for a protein of 168 amino acids.